Messenger RNA from Tripterygium wilfordii, 947 nucleotides. RefSeq lists its product as uncharacterized. The coding region runs from base 388 to 717 and encodes 109 amino acids. NCBI's taxonomy places the organism in Eukaryota, Viridiplantae, Streptophyta, Magnoliopsida, Celastrales, Celastraceae. The record is from RefSeq and is a predicted model, not a curated record. The transcript is spliced from 5 exons.
CAACCCUUUUAAGAGGUAAAAAAAAUACGAAACUCUGUUUCUUCAAUUCAUUUAUGCCAAGAAUUCCAAUUAAUCUCUAUCUCUUCGUGGUCCCUGUUUUCGUUUCUAUUUCUUGAAGGGCGGCUAUCUGAUCCCAUUGCCGGAAUUGGAUUGAUUCAAAUUCACAUUUCAUUUGUCUGGAGAAGAUUUUGGGGAAAGAUCUUUUACUGCUUCUGGGUCUUUUUUUUUUGUGAUUGAUUGCAUGGGAGCAGUAAUUGUCUUGGAUGCUGUAAUAAGCCCCCACUAAUCACCUUAGUGAAUGAUCAAUCAAAAGGACUGAAAACUCAAGGUAAUCAAGUGGACAAUCCAAGCAUAUCGGAGGGUUUCUGGACGACCACCACAUGUUAUAUGGGCAACAGCGCAGUUCAGUCCCAAGGAAGCAUCUCAUCAAUCAACACAACUAACCAGAUCCUUGAUGUGAAUGGUGCAACUGGCAGCAUUAACACUCCUUCUGAAUUCGUAAAUCAUGGCCUUAUUCUCUGGAAUCAAACUAGGCAACGAUGGGUAGGAAAUAAAAAGUUUGAAAACAGGCCACAAGAGGUUCGGGAACUCAAAUUAACUUGGGAUGUGACGUAUGACAGUUUACUAGGGAGUAACAAGCCAUUCCGUCGGCCAAUUCCUCUCUCGGAAAUGGUAGAUUUCCUUGUGGACGUUUGGGAGCAGGAGGGGAAUGUAUGAUUGAGAAGCUAAAACAACUAAUUUUGAAGGUUGGUCAGCUUUCUUAGGGCUUCAAUUGCUGUAAACAUUAAAUUGCUCUCACUGUACGAAGAGGCGGUGGUCGAGCAAAGCGUGGUGUGUAUCUCAACUGUAACAUUAUAUCCUUGGCAUGCCCGCUUUGCUUUUGGUAUUGCAUUAUGACUGAGAAUAUUCUGCCUGGGUUUUUGCAAGGAAGUAGUUUAGUUUGUUUA